Molecule: messenger RNA, 2608 nt
Organism: Ceutorhynchus assimilis (cabbage seed weevil)
Lineage: Eukaryota; Metazoa; Arthropoda; Insecta; Coleoptera; Curculionidae
Source: the annotation of a GenBank genome assembly
UUUUAACCUAACUUUAAAGUAUUUAAUUUUUUAGUUUUUAUUAUUUAUUUUUAUGAAUAAUCUAAGGACCUAAAAAUGAGCAACCAGGAACCUGAAAACGUGAGCGAACCAGAACCCCAAAAAAUCAGCGAAGGUCUCGCCGAAGUGCAAACGACAGGAAAAGUCUUCUACAAUCCUGUACAGGAGUUCAAUAGAGAUUUGAGCAUAAGCGUAAUAUCGACUUACACAAGGCAACUGCUCAAAGACCAACUAUGCACACAACCUGGUGUCAAAUGCGAAGCCGGAAUUUCGAUUCUGGAAGCCCUAAGUGCCACAGGAUUGAGGAGCAUACGGUAUGCCAAAGAAAUUCCUGGCAUCAACAAGAUAAUUGCAAAUGAUAUUUCUGCCAGGGCUGUUCAGGAUAUCAACAGUAAUAUCAAAUUGAAUAAUGUGGAAGAUUUAAUUGAAGCCAGUCAAAAUGAUGCUACCAUGUUAAUGUACCAACACAAAAAGGAUUCAUUCGAUGUCAUCGAUUUAGACCCGUACGGUUGUCCAUCGAUAUUUCUGGACUCUGCGGUACAAUCCAUCAAAAAUGGAGGGCUAUUGCUGGUGACGGCGACCGAUAUGGCCAUUUUGGCAGGCAACACUCCGGAAACUUGCUACGUAAAGUACGGGGCGGUUUCUUUGCGGAUGAAGUGCUGUCACGAAAUGGCCCUGAGAAUUUUGUUGCAGUGUAUAGAGUCGCACGCUAACCGAUACGGUCGCUACAUAGAGCCUCUAUUGUCGGUGUCUGCCGAUUUCUACGUCCGAGUAUUCGUCAAAGUGUUUCAUGGGGCGCAGAAAUGUAAACACACUAUAAGUAAAUUGUCUCACGUCUACCAUUGCACUGGAUGCGACAGUUUUGCGCUACAGCCCCUCGGAGUAACAAAACCGCACGAGAAAAACGACAAGUUGGUUAAGUUUUGUUUGCCUACUGGACCUCCUGUUUCCAGCAAAUGUGAACACUGUGGAGGUUCUUAUCAUAUUGGCGGACCAAUUUGGUCAGCUCCGAUUCACCAUCCAACUUUUGUAAAAGAAGUCCUGACCUCGGCUUCACCCGGAUUGGGCACCUACAAACGUAUUCAAGGAGUUUUAAGUGUCAUCUCGGAAGAGCUUGUCGACGUACCUCUUUACUACACCCUAGAGCGCCUUGCUGGAACCAUCAAAGUUGAAACUCCCUCCAUGAUGGCAGUAAGGUCAGCCAUUUUGAAUGCGGGCUUCAGAGUCUCCUACACUCACGCUAACAAGACUUCAAUUAAGACUGACGCGCCUGCGAGAGUAGUAUGGGACAUAAUGCGGUGCUGGGAAAAGCUGCAUCCAGCAUCGAAGAAGCGCAUCGAAGGGAAUAAAGUAGCUUCCACAGUGUUGCAGCAGGCACCGCAGCGAGAAUAUUUGUUUGACAUACAUCCGGAAGCUAAUCCAGAGUCAAAACAAAAGGGCCUGGUCAGGUUCCAAGCAAAUCCAAUGCCUUUUUGGGGCCCUGGGUCUCGUUCACAAGCAAUGGUGGGCCAAGAUAAAAUGACAAGAAGCGUCAAGAAUCAAGGCAAAAGAAAACGACCAGCGGAUGAUUCUGAUUGUAAUGAUAGAGUAGAGAAUAAAUUGUGUAAUUAAAACUUUUGAAAAAUUAUUUGAGGAAACCUAGCAACAACUAAUUUAGCUUUAAAUGAGCAAGCAGUCUAACAUCGAAUGUUGGGUUUGCACCUUUGCUGUCUGUUGGUUGAAACAAAAAUUUCACGAAUACUUUGCCAAACAGAAUAGAAACUUCACAAGUCAACUUUUUUUGCAUAACUUGGGCUAGUUUGCUUAAAAUUAGAAUUUGUUUCACUCUUUCUGCAAACAACUGCUGAGCACCUGAGGCAUGACCUCAUAGUACAGCAUAGGAAAGUUGUGUCUAAAAAGUUACAGAAAAAGCAGUUUUUAGUACCAUUGAGAAUACAUUUUCUGCAAGACGACGUAGCAGAUUUCGGUUUAGCUUUGAGGCUAUGCAACCUGAAUGUGUAUUCACCAUUGUGUUUUUGGGUCAAUAAGAACCCCAAGGAACCUGGUCAUUUACUGUUCCAAUCUCUCUUAGAGCAAACACCUUCGUCUCCGUCUUGCUUUUGUUUAACACUAGCAUCCAGCCAUUGAAAGAACCCCACAAUGAAGCUUCAAGGCAGUCCGCCAACACAGAGUCCGUCGUGUCAUCAGCAGAAAUAUUAGACGUAGAAUGAAUAUCCUUGAGUUAUUCCUAUUUUUAUGUUCUGCCCUGCUGACGUCACACUAUUGUAAAUAGGUCGUAGAUUAAGUAGAUAGGACUAUAAAAGUUAAAGGCUACCAUUACUGCGCAGAAGAAUUCGAUGGUCAACACAGUCAAAAGCUUUGCCGAGAUCACAAAACAAAACCGUAUUAUAGCAGAGUCCAUCAAAAGCAUCCAUAAUAUCAAACAUGAAAUGAAGGACUCCCAAAAUGGUGCUUUUUUCUAAACCCAAAUUGAUUUCCAUUAAGAAGAUCGUUUACUUGAGGGUAAAUUAUUGAUACAAUGGGAAUGAGGACGUUUUAACAAUCAAAUAAUCAAAAAGUCUAAUAGUUUACAGUUUACUUCUUUUAUUCA